AUGAAGGCAGUCGUGUCCCAGAACAAAGAAGCCGUCCUCGUCGGCGAUCGACCCGUGCCCAAAUUACGGGAUGACUAUCUCCUAGUCAAGACCGUCGCGGUGGCCCUCAACCCGACGGACUGGAAACAUGCGUUCUAUGGCUUGGCCGCCGAGGGAGGUCUUCUGGGGUGUGACUUUGCCGGCGUGGUCGAAGAGGUCGGCCCGGCCGUGACCAAACCGUGGGCCAAGGGCGAUCGGAUCUGCGGCGUGGCCCAUGGCGGCAACGUCCUCCAGCCCGAAGACGGCGCAUUCGCCGAAUACAUCGUGGCCAAGGGCGACGUGCAGGUCAAGAUUCCCGACCACCUGUCGUUCGAGAAGGCCGCGACCGUCAGUCUGGGAGCCACGACCGUUGGCCAGGGCCUAUAUCAACAGGGGCUGAAACUCAACCUACCCACAGACCCGGUGACGAGCAAGACAUUUGUUCUGAUCUACGGUGGGAGCUCGGCUACAGGAGCUCUGGGGAUCCAGUAUGCGAAAUUAUCCGGCUACACCGUCCUGACGACCUGUUCGCCGCGGAACUUCUCGUACGUGAAGUCGCUCGGCGCGUCCGAAGCGUUCGACUACAACGAGCCCGGCGCGGCGGCGGCGAUCCGCAAAUCCACCAACAACGCGCUCACGCUGGCUUGGGACACGAUCAGCACGGAAGCCAGCGCCCGCUUCUGCGCCGACGCCCUCUCCAGCGACUCUGUGGGAGUCGCCGGCGAGUUGCGCUACGCCGCCAUCCUGCCGGUCAAGGCGCCGCGCGACGACGUCCAGACCGUCAACACGCUCAUGUACUCUGUCUUUGGCGAGGCGUACGAGUUCGGCCCAAAGAAGAUCCCCGCGCUGCCGGAGGAUUUCGAGUUUGCAAAGUCCUUCAUGGCCCUGACGGAGAAAUUGCUGGCCGAGAAGAAGUUGGUCCCGCACAAGGAGCUGGUGGGCAAGAAUGGGCUGCAGGGCGUCGUCCAGGGCCUACAAGAUAUGAAGGACGACAAGGUCAGCGCUAGCAAGCUGGUCUAUCUGGUGGAGGAGACGCCUUGA
Capronia epimyces CBS 606.96 is the source of this 1059-nucleotide messenger RNA. RefSeq lists its product as uncharacterized. The transcript has 2 exons. Bases 1 to 1059 code for a protein of 352 amino acids. NCBI's taxonomy places the organism in Eukaryota, Fungi, Ascomycota, Eurotiomycetes, Chaetothyriales, Herpotrichiellaceae. Gene Ontology annotation, molecular function: oxidoreductase activity, acting on NAD(P)H. The record is from RefSeq and is a predicted model, not a curated record.